Messenger RNA from Gymnogyps californianus (California condor), 2245 nucleotides. It is a transcript of the gene PRR5, whose product is annotated as proline rich 5. The transcript has 10 exons. The record is from RefSeq and is a predicted model, not a curated record. Gene Ontology annotation, cellular component: TORC2 complex. Gene Ontology annotation, biological process: TORC2 signaling. The coding region runs from base 214 to 1428 and encodes 404 amino acids. Lineage: Eukaryota; Metazoa; Chordata; Aves; Accipitriformes; Cathartidae.
GGUCGGGCCGGGCUGGGCCUCCGGCUCCUCCCCCGGCGGCGGCGGCCGGGGUCGCGGUCGCGCACGAGCUGCCUUUUUUGCAAAGGGCUGACUUUUUUCAACCAAAUUGUAUCGCCUGUCAAGAAUUUUCAUGUGACUCUUGGAAACCUGCUGCAGAGUCUUCCUAUUUGCUAUUCAGUGCUGUUUUCUUCUCCCUUUAGCAGGUUGAAGUUCAUGAGUUCGCCCAGCCUCAGUGAUCUGGGCAAGAGAGAGCAGGCAGCCUUGGAUGAGCGGGGGACCCAACAGCGACGGGCCUGCUCCAACGCUACCUGGAACAGUAUCCACAAUGGAGUAAUAGCGGUGUUCCAGCGUAAAGGUCUCCCAGACCAUGAACUUUACAACCUCAAUGAAGGAGUCAGGCAAUUACUGAAAACAGAACUGGGAUCCUUUUUCACUGAAUAUCUACAGAAUCAGCUGCUCACGAAAGGCAUGGUGAUCCUAAGGGACAAGAUCCGGUUUUAUGAAGGGCAGAAACUACUGGAUACCUUAGCUGAAACCUGGGAUUUUUUCUUCAGUGAUGUCCUGCCCAUGCUUCAGGCUAUUUUCUAUCCUGUGCAGGGGAAGGAGCCCUCGGUUCGGCAGCUGGCUCUUCUGCACUUUAGGAAUAUAAUUACCCUCAACAUUAAAUUGGAAGAUGCAUUAUCACGUUCCAGAGCCAGAGUUCCACCUUCUAUUAUUCAGAUGCUGUUAAUACUCCAGGGGGUUCACGAGUCGAAAGGUGUGACUGAAGAUUAUUUGAAACUGGAAUCCCUGAUCCAGAAAGUCGUUUCUCCUUACUUGGGCACAUAUGGUCUGUAUUCCAGUGACGGACCCUUCACGCACUCGUCCUGUAUCUUGGAGAAGCGGUUCUUCAGGCGUUCAAAAUCAGGUGACAUCCUCGCCAAGAACCCCGUGGUGCGAUCAAAAAGCUACAACAAUCCACUGCUGACACCAGUGGCCGAGUAUGAAACUGAGGGCAUGGCUGCCAAUGGAACAGGCAUCCGAAGGCACUCCGUUUCAGAAAUGACCUCCUGCCUGGAGCUCCAGGGGUACUCCAACCUCACCACCAUCAUGGACAACGGUUCCAAGAGCUCCAUGACGGCCACGAAAAACUCACUGUCAGGAGACCAGGAGAGGCCCAGCACCGGGUCAGUGCAAUGUUCUAGCAAACUCAGCACAGUUGAGCAACAGAAAGGACUCUUCCACUCGAUGGACGACCCGCAUAGGUCUUUUGAGCUGGACAGGGACCCUUCCUUGAUUCCAGUUCCCUCUUCCAGCCCUGAGAACAUAGUGGAUCAGAUUUUGGAGUCGAUCGACUCUGAUUCUGAAGGCAUUUUUAUUGAUUUUGGCCGAGGCUGUUCCAAUUCAUCAGCGUACAAUGUGGACGUGAACAGACAGAGCAUCAUGUGAAGGACAUUGGGAGACAAACCUUGGGUUUUAAUAUUAUAUAUGAAAGUUACUAACGCAUUGAGUCGGACUAUGGGCAAGCUAUAUAUGUCUAGGGCAGAACCUCUGUUGUAGGUCAUCACAGCUGUACUGAAGUACACAAACACAAGUUUACAGCAGGCGGGAAUCUGCUGCAAGGGGGAAGAAAUUCCAACCACUUCUCCCUGUCCCCAUCACUCUGCAGUCAGAUUUCCUAUUGUCUUUAUAAACUUAGGGGUUCACAAGCUGACAAGUGUCUGGUAAAAUGCCAUUAGUGCAGCUGGCAGUGUUUGUUCUGUAAAACAGCCUAGCAAAUAGCUGUGUUCACUUUUAAUUUUCUCAAGAAAUUUCCUGUAGACGGCAGGUUGUUCUCUGAACUGUAACACCUCAGCCAGAGUGAAAACAUAUCCUUUCAAAAAAACAAAAAAACCCAGAGGCUGUGGGCCUUCAUGCCACAGAAUACAGUGAUAAAGAAGUCUCUUUUAAUCUUUUUCUUGUACAUCUUGUAUGCACUCCUUUGCCUAAUGGUGAGUUAGAGUUCUUGAAGAAAGGCAAAUAAACAGAAGUGCGCUACCUGAUGUCACGCGAUGCCUCAUGUCUCAUGUUCUGUUUCACAGCCAAUAGCUUGUGUCUGUGAGAGAGUUGUCUUGAAAUGGGCUUUUAGGGCCGUGUUAAUUUGCUCUGAAUGUGGCACUUCCAAGAAAUCUGUGCACUGUCGACUCCUGGAGCAUCCGUUGUAUGGAGAGAUUCCAGCAGAAUUCAACUUACUUGUUUCCUAAAUAAAUAAAAAUAUGACCUCUCA